UUCUCUAGUCAAAAUGAAAUUCUUUGUGGUAUUCGCAGCUGUUGUAGCUGUUUCGGCUGCUCAGUUUGGAGGAUUUAUCCAGUCAACUCGGAUCCCUGGCUUCCCUCGGCCUACUAUACCACCACCUCCACCACCCAGACCGACCAUUCAGGCUAUUCUUCCUAACCGUGUCGCAACUAAUGAGCAGGCUGCUGAAACUAUCAGUUAUCAGAACGAGAUCCUCCCUGACGGCAGCUACAGCCAUGGGUUUGAGACUAACAACGGUAUCUCAGCUCAAGCACAAGGAACUCCUCGUGACUUCGGAGGCAAUCCUCCCGUUGUGCCUGUAGUAUCCCAGGGAUCGUUCGCCUGGACAUCUCCCGAAGGUCAACCAAUCGUAAUUACCUACAUCGCUGACGAGAACGGCUACCAACCUCAGGGUGAUGCUAUCCCCACUCCACCUCCAAUCCCAGAAGCCAUCCUCAGGGCUCUGGACUUCAUCGCAAGAAACCCACCAGCGCCCCAGAAGAAGUGAAUUAACCUUAACUGAAAUGAAUCUUAGAAUUUAGUUAAUUUAAAUGUAGUCAUCAAUCAAUUGAAUUCUAUUGCCAUAUUUGAAAAUGUAUCGU
This is a messenger RNA of Bombyx mandarina (wild silkworm), 608 nucleotides long. It is a transcript of the gene CPR39, whose product is annotated as cuticular protein RR-1 motif 39. Gene Ontology annotation, cellular component: chitin-based extracellular matrix. Lineage: Eukaryota; Metazoa; Arthropoda; Insecta; Lepidoptera; Bombycidae. Gene Ontology annotation, molecular function: structural constituent of chitin-based larval cuticle. The record is from RefSeq and is a predicted model, not a curated record.